AUGCCAACUGGACCUGUACGUAUCGGAUGUUACUCUGCUUAUUGGGGCGACUCCCCUGCUGCUGCCAUGCAACUCGUCAAACACGAAGGCGCCAACCUUCACUAUUUGGUGGCGGAUUACCUUGCUGAAAUCACAAUGGGUAUUCUUGCAGCACGUCGCCAACGUCGUUUGAUGCAAGGCAAGGAACAAGGCAUCGAUUACGUCCCAGACUUUUUGUCAUUGGUGCUUCGUCGUAUCCUUCCUGACAUUGCCAAGAAUGGUACCAAGGUGGUGACAAACGCUGGUGCAUUGGAUCCAAUUGCAUGUAAAAAGGCUAUUGAGGCGCUGUUGCAAAAAAUGAACAUCAAGAUGAAGGUUGCAGCUGUUGUGGGCGAUGAUGUCCUUGAAGACAAGGACAAUGUGACAUCCUUUUCACCCAUCUCUCCUGUGGAUCACAAGCUGGACUCGGAUCGUUUACCCACUGAUGAAAUGGUCGUGUCACUCAAUGCUUACCUUGGAUCACGUGGCAUUGCCGAUGCAUUAGCUCAAGGUGCUCAAAUUGUUGUCACGGGCCGUGUCGUUGACUCUGCAUUGGUUGUUGGCCCAUUGAUGUAUGAAUAUGGAUGGUCCCCAGAAAAGAAUGGCAACUAUCAUGAUCUCCUUGCUGCUGCCUCUUUGGCCGGCCACAUCAUUGAAUGCGGUACUCAAUCCACUGGUGGCAACUUUACCGAUUGGCAGCUUGUUGCUUCCUCUCCUCAUGGCGGCUAUGCAAACAUGGGUUAUCCUAUUGUCGAGUUCGAAGCCAAUGGCGAGUUCGUCGUAACAAAACCAGAAAAGACAGGUGGUUUGGUGACUACAGCCACUGUUUCAGAACAAAUCCUUUAUGAAAUCUUGGAUCCUGCAUUGUAUUUGCUACCCGAUGUGAUUUUGGAUAUGCGCCAAGUGCGUUUGAGCCAAGUUGGAAAGAACCGUGUAUUGGUACAGGGUGCUCGUGGUCUGGCACCUACCCCUUGGGUCAAAUGCUCGGGUAUCUUUUUGGAUGGAUGGAAGCUUAGCGGUGAAUUAGUGAUUGGUGGUCAUGAAGCUAAGGCCAAGGCAAAGGCCAUGGGUGAUGCUCUCUUCCGCCGUGUGCGUGGUAUGCUCAAAGAAGCCGGUAUGGCUGAUUUCCGUGGUAUCAAUAUUGAGCCUCUUGGUGGUGAAGUGCUUUAUGGUCCACAUGCCAACCCCAUUGAAUCACGUGAAGUGGUGCUUCGUGUUGUUGCGCACCAUGAUGAUACCAAGGCUCUCGGCUUAUUUGCACGUGAGAUCAUGGCCACCGGCACUGUAAUGGUACCUGGUAUCACUGGUAGUGGUAGUGGACGUCCCAAACCAGUACCAAACCUUGUGCAUUUCCCUUGCUUGCUCCCCAAGACCAAGGUCCAAGCUGGUGUUGUUGUUGGUGAUGGUGAAGUUCAACCCGUCAAGUGGGAACAAUGGGAUGAAAACGCCAAAUUCAGUGCCCCAACACCUGUACCACUUAUCCCUGAAGCCAAAGUCAAUCCUCAAGAGCAGCUUGUCAAGACGAAGCUCAUCAACUUGGCAUAUGGUCGUAGUGGUGAUAAGGGCGAUGUGUGCAACAUUGGUAUCAUUGCACGUGACCCUCGUUACUACCCAUACAUCAAACGCUCAAUCACCGGACAAGCCGUUGCUCAAUACAUGAAGCAUCUUUGCAAGGGCUCUGUCACACGUUAUGACUUGCCAGGCUUAUUUGCCAUGAAUUUUGUGCUCACAAGAUCCCUCGGUGGUGGCGGUCUUAGUUCAUUGGUGGUUGAUCGCCAAGGCAAAACGUUUGCACAACUCGUUCUCACAGGGCUUGAUGUUGAAAUCCCUGCCAGCUUAGUACCUUCACCAGCCAAAUUGUAA
Lichtheimia ornata is the source of this 1881-nucleotide messenger RNA. RefSeq lists its product as uncharacterized. Lineage: Eukaryota; Fungi; Mucoromycota; Mucoromycetes; Mucorales; Lichtheimiaceae. The record is from RefSeq and is a predicted model, not a curated record. The coding region runs from base 1 to 1881 and encodes 626 amino acids. The transcript is spliced from 7 exons.